AUGCGUGUGCUGGAUCGGUCUCUUCUCCUCGUUGGAAUGGCUAUGUUGUUCCAUGCUGCCUAUCGGAUGAACGCCCAAGUGGAGCAUACAGCGGUAGCGGAGCUGAAUACGGAGAUGCCUGCAUCGGAGGUUGAAGAGGAUACUAUGGGAACAGCAUUCAUAGUUGCAGUGGUUCUAGAGAGCGUCAUAGGAGCAUGUAUCGCGUUCAUGGCGGUGAUAGGGGAUUUCAAGCCCAUCAGAUUGGCUGACCAGAAGAUUCACAUGUGA
This is a messenger RNA of Perkinsus marinus ATCC 50983, 267 nucleotides long. RefSeq lists its product as hypothetical. The record is from RefSeq and is a predicted model, not a curated record. The coding region runs from base 1 to 267 and encodes 88 amino acids. Lineage: Eukaryota; Perkinsozoa; Perkinsida; Perkinsidae. The transcript has 3 exons.